This is a messenger RNA of Platichthys flesus (European flounder), 2017 nucleotides long. RefSeq names its product gap junction delta-4 protein-like. Gene Ontology annotation, cellular component: connexin complex. The coding region runs from base 421 to 1668 and encodes 415 amino acids. The record is from RefSeq and is a predicted model, not a curated record. Lineage: Eukaryota; Metazoa; Chordata; Actinopteri; Pleuronectiformes; Pleuronectidae. Gene Ontology annotation, biological process: cell communication. The transcript is spliced from 2 exons.
GACUAGAUAUUCCUCCACCUCUUCUCUAGAUCCUGAUAUUUAUUCAGAUUCCACACUCAUAAUUAUCAGCAUGAUUUAUUAAUGAAGAUCCAUGAUCCUUUUUGUCUUGUUAUGAGAUUUGAACCCAUCCACAGUUUGAUCCAACCCCAUUGAUCCGUCCGAGGUGAGCUCAUGACUGGGCAGCUUCCCCUGUGUUUGACUGGCACCUUGACAUCCCAACAAUGCUUUGACGGCCGCCUGGUAAGAAUAGCUUCCUGCAGGUCCUGACCUCUGCAGGCGGGACCGAGGGGCAGGGACAGGACAUCAGAGGUGACUGGGAUUAGUGGGGGGGGCGUACGUUUGGACCAGCGGAGAAGGGGACAGCGACACAGCAGCACCUCAACCUAAAUUCUCCAAGCCGUCUUCUGUACCAGGAGGAAGAUGGGAACCACAGAUCUGCUCUUCAUCACCAUCAGUCACAAUGUGUCCUUCAUCGGUAAAACCUGGUGGACCCUGAUGCUGCCCCUCCGCCUGCUCCUCGUCCUCCUCGCCGGCUGCAGCCUCUUCAGCGAUGAGCAGGAGCGAUUUGUGUGUAACACGAUCCAACCCGGCUGCUCCAACCUGUGCUUCGACGCCUUCUCUCCCGUGUCCGCCCUCCGGCUCUGGUUCCUCCACCUGCUUCUGCUCUGUCUGCCUCAUGUUCUGUUUGUGACCCACGUCCUGCACAGGCUGCGGUCCUAUCCUCACUUUGGAGGUUCCUGCAGCGGAGGGAGUGGAGGAGGUUCUCUGGAGAACUCCAGGUCCUCCAGAGAAGUGUCCCUGCUUACAGCUCCUCUCCAUGACCCCCCCCGAGGAUGGGGAGCGCCUCGUUUCCACUGCGCUUACUUCUUCGCUGUACUUCUGCGACUCCUCCUGGAGGUGGCAUUCGGAGCAGGCCAGUAUUUUCUCUUCGGCCUCUCGGUUCCAAAGAGCUUCCUCUGCUACGAGGCUCCCUGCACAUCGGGGGUGGAGUGCUACGUCUCCAGACCCACGGAGAAGACCCUGAUGCUGAACCUCAUGCUGGGCGUCUCCUCCCUGUCCGUCCUGCUCAGUUUGGUGGACCUGGUGAGCUCCAUGAGGGCGAUGGUGCGAUGGCGGAGGACGAGGGAGAUGCUGAUGGAGGAGAUGAGUAAAGGAGAGCAGAGCAGCAUGUUCACCACGACCACCACGGCUGAAGACCAAGACCUUCUCCCGACCAGGAGAAUCCUCCUGAGUGGAGGCUCAACGGAGGCCGACAAAGAGGAACAACACACCGCCGGUGUUUCACCAAAUGGUGAGCUCCUCUCAACCAAAGCAAAUGGCGGACCCCCCCUUAGAACUAGUGUAUCUACCAAUGAGAGGAGCCCAGAAAACAAGGACACUGGGGCGAACAGGCCUCGUUCACCGACUCCCAUGAGCAAUCCUGUGCCAAGUCACUAUGUCCUCCACAGCCACCUGAGACCUCCGCCAUCCCCCCGCCCGGACAGGGGGCCACCGAACCCCAGGGAGCCACCGAACCCCAGGGGGCCGCCGAGCCCCAGGGGGCCACUGGACCCCAGGGGGCCACCCAUGGGUGUCAAGAAGCUGCAGAGCCAGAGCAGCUCGGCUGAAACGAACUCGAGCCAACAGUCGGACAGCAGCGAGUCUCAGGACAAGCGGGCCUGGGUGUGACUGGAUCAGAACUCUGUGCCAGCCCAGGACAUGGAGCUUUUACUCUUAUCUUUGGACUGUAGAGGAAGAUGAGUUAGAACCUGUAGCUGCACUGAUGAUUCAUGGAGACAGAACGAACUGUCAGGAGCCUUGUGUCCACUUUAAAAAGAGGUCCCAUGUUGUGUUUCCAUCUUGUUUCACAGCCUUCGAGUGGUCACAUCUCAUAAACUCUUAAUUACUCAUAAAGUUAUCAAUACGAAUCCUGCACGUUACUUUCUACAUUGACAUUUCAAACGUUAGCUUCGUCUCCGUCUUUUGAAUUCUGUCAAAAUAUUUGGUUUCAGGUGAUGAGAUUGAUGUGGAGUGAUUU